AUGGAGGUCGAUGUCGGUGCGGCACCUUAUGGCGGACAUCAACCCGAGUAUCCAUUUUCGAAGUCCCUAACCGAGGUCACCACUCUGGCUUCCGUCAUGGUUAUGAUCAUGAAGUACAAGGGCAAGUCUGUUGACAUGAUUCUUCCUCUAGAUCACUACAUCUCAGAGGGCAUAGUUGCCACCAGAGCAAGCCGGAGGACAUCCUCGUCCCUUGCUAGUCCGGAAAGUGCGAAUGGCCCGCUGAAGGGCAUGAAAAUAUUGGACCUGUCUCGAGUUUUGGCGGCGCCCUACUGUUCCCAAAUCCUUGCAGACUACGGUGCAGAUGUGAUCAAGGUCGAAGACAUCGAUAGGGGAGAUGAUACAAGGUAUUGGCGUCAGUCUGGAGAAGAGUCUUCGUGGAAGUCCGACGCCGGACCGAUAUCCUACUACUUUGCGGCUGUCAAUCGAAACAAAAGGUCGAUUUGUCUGAACCUCAAGAGCGAAAAAGGCCGGGACAUCUUCUUGAGACUAGCCCGCCAGGCUGAUGUAGUGAUCGAUAAUUUUCGCCCGGGCGCAUUGGAACGUCUUCGACUUGGCUACGACACCUUGAGCGAGCUCAACCCGAGAAUUAUCCAUGCCAGCGUCACAGGAUACGGGCCUUCUGGUCCUUUUGCGAAGCGUGCCGGCUAUGACAUGAUCGCAGGUGCGGAAGCCGGGCUCCUUCAUCUGACUGGUGAGAAGAACGGGCCGCCUGUGAGGCCUGGGCUGGGUCUUACGGACAUUAGCACCGGCCUGUACACACAUGGAGCCAUCAUGGCAGCACUGUAUGCGCGGGAAAGAACAGGACGCGGGCAAAAGAUCGACGCCUCUCUCUUCGAGACUCAGGUAGCUUUGUUAAGCAACGUUGCUUUAGCCUGGUUGAACCUUGGCCAAGAGGCGGAGCGUUGGGGUACUCAGCAUCCUAGCGUGGUUCCUUACGAUGCAUUCAAGACAAAGGACUUCUACUUUGUCUGUGGCGCCACGAACGACAAGCAAUUUACGACCCUAUGUCGACUCCUGGGAGAGGAGUCCCUGGCCUCGGACGAACGCUUUAAAACUAGUGCCGAUCGCGUGAACAACCGAGACGACCUCUUCUCCAUUUUGAAUCGACUCUUCGCCAAAAAGAGCAUGGAUGAAUGGAUUCAGGAGUUUGAGGGGAGCGGCAUGCCAUACGCUCCCAUCAACACCAUGGAGAAGGUUUUCGCCCAUCCCCAGACCGAGGCUAGACACAUGGUGGAGAGUAUACCCCACAAUGCUGCGGUUUCGGGAUCAAUCAAGAUACUCGGUCCAGCCGUCAAGUUCAGUGACACAGAACCAACCAUUCGAUCAGACCCGCCACUACUUGGUCAGCAUACCACGGAUAUAUUAGAGGAACUUGGAUAUGAUGAUAUGACAAUCAAGACAUUCAUGGAUGAUAGAGUCGUCGGAGGACAUAUUGGCGCAGAUGUGCUGAAAGUUGAAUAA
Messenger RNA from Cladophialophora psammophila CBS 110553, 1482 nucleotides. RefSeq lists its product as uncharacterized. The transcript is spliced from 9 exons. NCBI's taxonomy places the organism in Eukaryota, Fungi, Ascomycota, Eurotiomycetes, Chaetothyriales, Herpotrichiellaceae. Bases 1 to 1482 code for a protein of 493 amino acids. The record is from RefSeq and is a predicted model, not a curated record. Gene Ontology annotation, molecular function: catalytic activity.